CUCUCUCUCUAUCAGUGCCACGGCUGAACAUGAAAGUACAGGACGAUCGCGAUAGUUCCACGAAGCACUCAUUUUACGAUAUUUUUGCUGCAUGUAACCAGGCCAGUGCUGUCUGCGAGACCCUUCACCCGGACAGAUACAUAUUGUCAAGGUACUCCGACUGGUCAAAAAGAAAAGAAAGCAAAAACUGUGCCGCUCCACGCUUAUAAACAGGCACCAAGAACCGGAAGCUCGCUGUCAACACGCGGAUGCCACAUUGAGAAAUCUGAAAAAUCUUCGGGCAAAGUUCUCCAGUGGGCACUGUUUUUCACCCUUUCUAGCCAGCCAAUAUGACUACCAAUAUGUCUGGAAACCUCAGAUACAAUUCGCAGUCAUACGCUAAUAACGACGAGUUGCAGCGUAUUAUCAACCUCAAGGCUGUGGACUUCCUUCACGUUGCUUUUAUACCGGCUAACACCGAGAGCCAGCAAUUCUUGGACAUCGGCUGUGGUACGGGAGACUUCACCCGGGACUGGCUACUGCCGAGAUGUCCGCCCUGUCGAAGGCUAGUCGCGGUAGACGCCUCGGAAGAGAUGCUCUCGUACGCUCGCGAAAACAGCGCGCACCCUAAGAUCCAGUAUGAUCACCUCAAUGUCGGCGAUGACGUCGGUGAAUUCAUCAAAAAGUAUGGAAGAUUCGACCGCGUCUACUCUUUCUUUUGCCUCAACUGGCUCAAGGACCAGGAGCAGGCCAUGAAGAACGUGUCUCGACUGAUGACGCCCGCCGGCGAGUGUCUCAUGGUUUUUCCCGCAGUGUCACCCACGAGGGCGUUGUGGAGGAAGAUGGCGCAGCUCGACAAUUGGAAAAAGUUCUCAAACGUGUUCGAUGAGUUCACGCCCAAGAGCCAUGACUUGGAGGACGACAACGCCAGACUGUCCUACAUGCGUGACGUCCUUCAUUCUGCUGGCCUGACGGUCAACACCUGUGAGCUACUGUACGAGCGGAUUGAUUACGAAAAUCCUCAAGCGCACGUCGACAUCCAGCUCUCUGUCAAUCCUGUGGUGACCACGCUAUCACCUCACGAGUAUGCACUCCUCCGCAAGGACGUCACCAACGAGGUUUUGAAAUGGAAGAGCGACGACGACUUCUCGGCACGGCCCUGCCUGUAUCUCGUGCACGCGAGAAAACGAAAGGAAUGAGUUGUGUUCAACCGAGCA
Dermacentor silvarum is the source of this 1196-nucleotide messenger RNA. Its product is annotated as juvenile hormone acid O-methyltransferase. The record is from RefSeq and is a predicted model, not a curated record. The transcript has 4 exons. The coding region runs from base 330 to 1178 and encodes 282 amino acids. NCBI's taxonomy places the organism in Eukaryota, Metazoa, Arthropoda, Arachnida, Ixodida, Ixodidae. Gene Ontology annotation, molecular function: S-adenosylmethionine-dependent methyltransferase activity.